UCCCUUCACACAGGCCCACUAAGCAACUGCUGUCAGAGAGCCACAACAUUCAAUCCCUCCUGGCCUGGUGCAGAUUCAAACCAAUGAUGUAGAGGUGAAAGGCUCCAAAUCCUGUUACCAGCACCCUUCCCCUUCCAAUCCCUGUCAUCAACACAACCACACAAUUAGCAUAAAAUUGAGAGUAACCUCCCUCAGUCGUGAAACAGAAAGCAUGCGGACUUGGUUGACAUCUCUAACAUGGUAACCUGAGGUUUUGCUUCUCCUUCUAGCUUGAACGCUGGUUGAGACAAUGGAGAAGUAUGAGCAAAUACUAACCAUAGGCAGGGGAUCGAGUGCUGAGGUCUUCCUGAUGAGGAACACAGAGACAAAGAAACUGUUUGCUGGGAAAAAAAUCAAGACAGAUCCAUCAAAGAAAAUGAGAACCAAAGAGGCAGUGCUUCAGGAGGUGACCAUCCUGGGCAAACUCAAGCACCCCCACAUUGUAACCUGCCAUGAGCACUUCUUUGAGGAGGAACAUAUGUUCAUCAUCCAGGAUUACUGUGAUGGUGGCUCCCUGGAUGACCACAUUAAGAUGAGGAAGGAGGGGUACUUUCCCGAGAACACAGUCAUGGAAUGGUUUGUGCAACUAGCUAUGGCUGUUCAGUACAUCCAUUCCAUAAAGAUCCUGCAUCGAGAUAUCAAAACAUCCAAUGUGUUUCUCACUAAGAAAGGGAUGGUGAAACUGGGGGACUUUGGCAUUUCGAAGGUCAUGAACAGCACCCUGGACAUGGCAAGCACUUUUGUAGGCACACCCUAUUACUUGAGCCCAGAGCUCUGCGAGGAUGUGCCGUACAGCUCCAAGUCAGACAUCUGGGCGCUGGGAUGUGUUCUCUUUGAAAUGUGUGUCUUAAAGCCACCCUUUGAUGGAAUAAAUCUGGUCAGCUUGUUUUACAAGAUUGUGAAAGGCGAGUAUGCUGCUGUGCCAGAGUGCUAUUCUGAGCCCCUGCAUGGCUUGAUCCAAACCAUCCUAGAGAAGUGCCCAGGAAAGAGACCCAGUGCCAGCAGCAUCCUCAACAUCCUUUAUGUCCAGCAACACCUCAAGCUUUUCCUUCUUCACCAAGAAUCCCAGCUCUUCAAGCAGCACCAUCUGGCAAAGCUCCAUGAGGCGGACAACACAGAUCCCCUCCCACCCACACCUCAAAGUAAGACACUGUUAGCUCACCAAGUGAGGGGAGCCUUAAGGCCAAAGUCAGCUCCACCGUAUGUCAGCACACACAGUCCAGAGCUUUAUGAGCCAGAGGAGCUCUCCAGCAUUCUAGGCAGCAGCUCAGAUUACUCUGAAGACUUUGAGCAUGAAAGCGUGUCUUCCACUGAGGAGAACUUAGAAGAUGACAUACCCAUUCCACCUCUGAUCAAGGAGGUGCCAAGAGAGAUAGACCAGUGCAGCUCUCCUGACAGACUAUUACCCUCCAGCCCUCUGAUCACAGAGUUACAAGAGUGGAAGGAUGAGGCGGAGCUGACUGAUUACCGUGAUGAUUUUGAGGAGGUUGAGGAGACCAGCCUGGAGGAGGUGGUGAGCAACGCUCGCUGCGUGAUCAAGGUGCCAGCUGACGAGGCAUUCCAGGAGGAACAGAUGGAUCACCAAGGGUCUGCUGCUCUCUCCUCCACCCUGAAGACUUUGCGGGAGACAUGCAAAGGUGAGGCUGGACCUUCUCUGUAUGAUGAAAUCACAGGUCAGGCCCAGUUCACCCCUGAGGAUCUGCAGCCUCAUUUUGAACAUCGAAUGGGCCCUGACCACCUGGAGACCUGCUAUCUGUUCCUCAGCUUGGACCAGGAAACAGCUUAGUCCAGGCCUCUUCAUGGAGACAGCCUGAAGGAAGAGAGUUUAGCUGAAGAUACAAAGUGGUGUGCUGCUGAGUGUUGUUCCGGAUUGGCAAAUAAUGUUGCCUGAUGGCCAAUGCUGAGUUUUUACUCCUUGCUUGGUAUAUAAGAAUGGCCAUACUAGGUCAGACCAAUGAUCCAUUUAGUCCAGUGCCCUGUCUUCCAACAGUGGCCAGUGCCAGGUGCUUCAGAGUGCUCCAUCCCCUGUUAUCCACUCCCAGUUUCUGGCAAUCAGAGGUCUAGGGACACUCAGAGCAUGGGGUUGAAUCCCUGACCAUCUUGUUAAUAGCCAUUGAUGGACUAUCCUCCCUGAAUAGGAUCACAAUAAUAUAAAGCACUGAGCCUGCUGGAAUCCUGCUGCAGAGAUGGAGUGCAGAAGGAGGGUGCAGAGGCAUAGGUGCAGUUACUACGGUAUCACUUUCCGAUGCAAAACUAGGGUUUAUCAUUUCCAAACUACAUUUUCAUUUGCCCUUGGAUUAUUUUUUUGGCCCAGGAGAUGGAGCUAUAGGAAGUAGCACAAUAUAAAUAAAGGUUUGUGACAGACAUUAGAAGGCUUGACAGCUCUGGGCACUGAAGUACAUGGUAUAAACAGAAGGCUCAGUCAGCAGUGUGGAAAUAUAGACUCUUCAGCAAGUCUAGUUCACUUGCUAAUCCUGAAGUCUCUGAAAACUCCCCAGUCCCUGUCUAUCUUGUGCCACAGCCAAAUGCUGAUCCACAGAGUCAGAAACUCUAACUAAGCCCAGAGCUGUAACUGUAAUAGGUACCACUUCCCUGGCAGCACAGUUUUGAUCUGGUCCACUACAUCCUUUUAUGGGAUUUGUGUGAAAUGAUGGAAUAUGAGAGCUAGUCUUCCCUCUUUCUUAUCUUCAGACUAGAGUCCCAUUGCCAGCUGAUCACCUAAUGCUUCUGUGAUUUCUUAGUCAAGCUGAAGUUCUGAAGUGGCAAGAGUCUCAUAGGUAACAUAUGCCAUCUCUGCGAUCAAAAUGUCUGCGGACACAUCUGCAUGGAUUGCCUCCCACAACCCAUAUUAAAAAGGGCAGGGUCACAUUUCUAUCUGAACUUUGUGUACCAAAGAUUCCUUUUAAUGAAAGAGAUUAGAGGAAACAUAUGUAGCAAUUCCACUUUGACAGAACUCUCAUGCACUCAUUAGGGAGUGGAACUCAUAGGCAGUGUUCCCUGGGCCUAGUGCUGGUGGAGCUCAUGACUAUGCUCAUCCCCAGACCCCACAAGUGGUUGUUUAUUGGUAACAACAUCAGCACAGCUGAAAUGGGAGGCGUGUGCAGAGAGGAAGGGGCAGGGGAAGGGUGGAGGUCAGAGGCUGCACAUGGUUGUUGGUAUUGCUGCCAGGUCUGCCCAAGAGAUCCUUAUUAAGGAUUAGAAAGGAACAGGAAAAGCCUUAUAAAACAAAAUAUUAAUGCAGCAUUGCCAACCCCAAGUGUUCAAACAUUGUGAGUCAGGCCCAAAAAAUCAUGAGCAUUUAAAAAACAACUUUGGAGUCUUAUUUGCCUUUAGAGUUCACAUUUGCAAGCCCAGACACUUACCUUUUAAUGAAAGCUAAGAUUCUCACAUAAUGUCCCAACUCCAAGACUGCGGUGUGUGUGUGUGUGUGUGUGUGUGUGUGUGUGUGUGUGUGUGUGUGUGUGUGUGUGUGUGUGUGUGUGUGUGUGUGUGUGUGUGAAAAUAGUCACCAAAUAUCAUAAGAGUUGGAAACACUGUAAAAAGGAAUUUUUGAAAAACAUCCUGUCCAUGCUAUUUAAAGGGUGCUCUGUCAGAAAUCUGAAUGUUUUAAAACAACUUAACAAUGUCCCUUUAAAUCUGAGAUGGCUUUGAACAGCUAUGACCAUGGGCACACACAGUUACUGCAUUUAACAUGAAAAUAAAGCUAAAACUCAGACUGAGUUGCUGAUUAAUAAUAGCAGUUCUGCUCUAUCUCCUCUGAAACUCUCAAUAGAGAAGAAAGGAAACACCAAAGCUUUCAGUAUCUUUAUUCUUUCCUACUCCAUUCAGCUUUUGCAGUAUUGUUAUAAUCGUGUUGGUCCCAGAAUAUGAGACAGAAAAGGCUAGCUCCUGUUGGUGAAAGACACAAGUUUUCAAGCCUCACAGAGCUCUUCUUCAGGCCUGGAAAAGGUAAUCAGAGUGCCACAGCUAAAUAUGAGGUGGGAGAUAUUAUUAAUUAUAAGGGGUUAAGAUAUGUUGCAAGCAAUCACUUAUUCCAAAUGCUAUAUUCUAUCAGACAAAGAUCUAGGCAAAUAAUUUCCAGUUAACUUCUACAAAUUUAACUUCUACAAAGUUAAAUUCUACAAAUUUACUCUAUGUUUCUGCUUGCAAAAUAUCCAUGACCCACUCCUUAUUUACUUAAUUAAAUUAGUUAUUCAAACUGUGGAAGUUGGAAAAAAAGCAGACAUCUUAGUCUUCCAGGAAGAGCAAGAAUCAGGCUAAUUCCAAUAGCUAAUAACGCGAGACUUCCAAGCAGGGCCUGGGCGAGUGGAAAAGAACUGUAAGAGAUUCUGUUUUUUGACCUUGUGUUAGAUAAGAAUGGAACACAGACUGUAGCAGAAAUUGCUGAGGAAAGUAAGAUAUCAGGAAGGAAUAUGUAUAAACAAAAUGCAGUUGUUGAUCUGUAUGUAACAAAAGGUAUAAAUGCUUGCCCUAAUUGUUUAUCUUUUGGGAGACCUGCCAUUGUGCAUUCCCCCCCUUGCAAUAUUGCUUGAGAAUA
This is a messenger RNA of Mauremys mutica (yellowpond turtle), 4576 nucleotides long. RefSeq names its product serine/threonine-protein kinase Nek1-like. Gene Ontology annotation, molecular function: protein kinase activity; ATP binding. The record is from RefSeq and is a predicted model, not a curated record. Gene Ontology annotation, biological process: protein phosphorylation. Bases 290 to 1825 code for a protein of 511 amino acids. The transcript has 4 exons. Lineage: Eukaryota; Metazoa; Chordata; Testudines; Geoemydidae.